AUGAAGCAUCAAGGUGCCAAGUCUGCGGCGGCGAAGACUGAAGAAGUGACCAAGGCCUUCAGUACCGAGCGCGAGGUUCGUCGAUGCUCGUUCUGCGGAAAUUGGAGAAAAGUGGAACGUUGCUGGACCAAGCAGAAGGAAGAGAAUCGGGGAGCUCGACGCGGUAGAAAUGCUCCUGGACGCGGAGUGAAUCAAGUCCAGUGGCUAAAAUACCACAGCAACAACAACUGCGACUACGAUCGAGUAGUGUUUGCUGUUUCACUGGAAUGCGUAAUUUCAGCGAUCAAGAAUACGUCUGGGAUACGGGCGAAUAGCAGCGGUGCGACGCAACACAUCUGCCAUGACAAGAACAAGUUCAAAUUUCCGGACGAGCGCAAUGAAGGCGAAGCGUUGGUCGUAGAUGGGAACAAGGCAAGGUCCCGCAAAACGGUGAAGAGCGCAAGAUCAAGAACGCGCUUUACGUCCCAAGAAUGA
Peronospora matthiolae is the source of this 474-nucleotide messenger RNA. The record is from the annotation of a GenBank genome assembly. NCBI's taxonomy places the organism in Eukaryota, Oomycota, Peronosporomycetes, Peronosporales, Peronosporaceae.